Molecule: messenger RNA, 935 nt
Organism: Tinamus guttatus (white-throated tinamou)
Lineage: Eukaryota; Metazoa; Chordata; Aves; Tinamiformes; Tinamidae
Gene: NDUFAF1
Product: NADH:ubiquinone oxidoreductase complex assembly factor 1
Biological process (GO): mitochondrial respiratory chain complex I assembly; mitochondrial electron transport, NADH to ubiquinone
Cellular component (GO): mitochondrion
Source: RefSeq, a predicted model, not a curated record
AUGGCUGUGACAUCGCUGAGCGGUGCUUUCAGACACAGUAGGUGCUGCAGGCACAAAAUCUGGCAACUUUUUCUUGGACCUCUCACUGAUUCUGUGUCAAAAUCAUACAGCAGCUACAGGAGGCCAGGGUCGCUCCCCGAAAAAAAACCAUCUUGGCGAAAGAUUGAUUUCAGUUUUAAGAAGGGAAUAGAUACCUUAAAGACUCAACUAAAAUUGCUGAUGCAGGAGACAAAAGAUCACUUAGUAGGACCUGAAGGCCGUCAGUUCACUGAGUACAUUUUAGAACAGACAAAGGUGGUGUGGGUCUUUCGGACCCAAGAGGAUUUAAAGAAGUGGGUAAUUUCCUCUGAUGUAGAGAUUGGAGGAAAAAGUGAAGUCUACCUAACACUGAGUAGGAAUAACCAGACUGCCCUGCUAUAUGGGACCCUCAAUACUGAAGUACCUCGUGAUGGGGAGACACAAUACAGUGGAUACUGCAGUAUGAGAUCCAGACCGCUAGUGGGAUCUUUUGCUAAGAAGAAAUAUUUGGACUGGUCAAACUUCAAUUGUCUGUAUUUACGUGUCCGUGGUGAUGGCAGACCUUGGAUGAUAAACAUUUACACGGAUCCCUACUUCUCCCAUCACAAAGAUGAUUUGUAUAACUACUUCAUGUUCACCAGGGGAGGGCCAUACUGGGAGGAUAUAAAGAUUCCAUUCUCCAAGUUCUUUCUCUCCAGUCGAGGAAGAAUCCAGGAUAACCAGCAACCUCUCUGGUUAGACAAGAUCAGCACCCUUGGAUUCACCCUGGGAGACAAAGUAAAUGGUCCGUUCCAGCUGGAGAUUGAUUUUAUUGGCCUCAUCAACGACAGAGCUCAUACAGAAGAAUUUGCAUACGAGAAAUAUUAUUUGAAUCCUUGAACCUGAGAUGGUCUUGGUGACCUUUGGAAUACACUUCA